Molecule: messenger RNA, 1077 nt
Organism: Miniopterus natalensis
Lineage: Eukaryota; Metazoa; Chordata; Mammalia; Chiroptera; Miniopteridae
Gene: P2RY8
Product: P2Y receptor family member 8
Biological process (GO): phospholipase C-activating G protein-coupled receptor signaling pathway; positive regulation of Rho protein signal transduction
Cellular component (GO): plasma membrane
Molecular function (GO): G protein-coupled purinergic nucleotide receptor activity
Source: RefSeq, a predicted model, not a curated record
AUGGACAUAAACAUGACGCGUCCCGACAACGCCACCAUCCUGAUGCUGAAAAACCCGGCCAUCGCGGUGGUCCUGCCGGCGGUGUACUCCUUCGUGGUGCUGGUCAGCAUCCCGGGCAACUUCUUCUCCUUGUGGGUGCUGUGCCGCCACAUCGGGCCCAAGUCCCCGUCGGUCAUCUUCAUGAUCAACCUGAGCCUCACCGACCUGGCGCUGGCCUGCGUCCUGCCUUUCCAGAUCUAUUACCACUGCAACCGCAACCACUGGGUGUUCGGGACGCACCUGUGCACCGUGGUCACCCUGGUCUUCUACGCCAACAUGUACUCGUCCAUCCUGACCAUGACCUGCAUCAGCGUGGACCGCUUCCUGGGCGUGGUGUAUCCACUGGCCUCCGCGCGCUGGAGGCGCCGGCGCUACGCGGUGGCCACGUGCGCGGGCACCUGGCUGCUGCUGCUGGUGGCCCUGUCGCCCCUGGCGCGCACCGACCUCACCUACGCCGUGGAGGAGCUGGGCAUCGUCACCUGCUUCGACGUGCUCAAGUCCACUAUGCUGCCCAGCGUGGCCAUGUGGGCCAUCUUCCUCUUUACGCUCUUUAUCGUCCUGUUCCUGGUGCCCUUCGUGGUCACCGUGGCCUGCUACACGGCCACCAUCCUCAGGCUCCUGCGCACCCCGGAUUCGCACGGCCAGGGCCAGAGGCGCCGCGCGGUGAGCCUGGCGGUCGUGGUCCUCCUCGCCUUCGUCACCUGUUUCGCGCCCAACAACUUCGUGCUCCUGGCGCACAUGGUCAGCCGCCUCUUUCUGGGCACCAGCUAUUACCACGUCUACAAGCUCACGCUCUGCCUCAGCUGCCUCAACAACUGCCUGGAUCCCUUCGUGUACUAUUUCGCAUCCCGCGAGUUCCAGCUCCGGCUCCGCGGCUACUUGCGCACCGGGACCCCGCCACCCAGCGCCCUGAGCGCGCGCCGGGAAAGCGUCUUCUCCGGCCGGACGCUCUUGGCGCCCUCGGUGUCCAGCUGCCACGGCGAUAUGCUGGAGGCGGCCGCGCGGCCCUUCCUCCAAAGGCAGGAGAGCGUGUUCUGA